CAAGAUUCCAAUAAAAAGGUCGAGCAGCCAUCAGAGCCCGCUUCAGUCUCUGCUCUCUGUGUGUCCUGCUGUUUGUUAGUUUAGUGUUUUUCUCUCUUUUUUAAACUUCUUUUAGUUUGUUAACUUAUUCAGCUUUUUAUUCCUCUGCCUGUGUGAACUCGUGGAGACUAACAUGAUGUCUGCUCGCUCUCCUCUCUCCGUGAAGAAUGAAAACUCUCUGAGCAGUCAGAUCAGCAACAUGUCUGUGGACAAAGAAAACACGCCUCCGAGUCUGAACACGACCCGCAUCCUGGCGUCUAAAACCGCGCGGAAAAUCUUCGACGAGCCUCUGCCAGUGAAGAAGAGUGAGGAGGAAGAGGAGCCGCUGCUGAAGGCGAACUCUCGCCGCUUUGUCAUCUUCCCCAUCCAGUACCACGACAUCUGGCAGAUGUACAAGAAGGCCGAGGCCUCGUUCUGGACCGCAGAGGAGGUGGAUCUGUCGAAGGACCUGCAGCACUGGGAGUCUCUGAAGGACGAGGAGCGUUACUUCAUCUCUCACGUGUUGGCGUUCUUUGCAGCCAGCGACGGCAUCGUCAACGAGAACCUGGUGGAGCGCUUCACUCAGGAGGUGCAGGUGACGGAGGCCAGGUGUUUCUACGGCUUCCAGAUCGCCAUGGAGAACAUCCACUCAGAGAUGUACAGCCUCCUCAUCGACACCUACAUCAAGGAGCCCACUGAGAGAGAAUACCUGUUCAACGCCAUCGAGACUCUGUCAUGUGUGAAGAAGAAGGCUGACUGGGCCAUCAACUGGAUCGGCAACAAGAACGCCAACUACGGAGAGCGGGUCGUGGCUUUUGCCGCCGUGGAGGGAAUCUUCUUCUCGGGGUCGUUCGCUGCGAUCUUCUGGCUGAAGAAGAGAGGCCUGAUGCCCGGUCUGACCUUCUCCAACGAGCUCAUCAGCAGAGACGAGGGUCUGCACUGUGACUUUGCGUGUCUGAUGUUCAAACAUCUGGUGAACAAGCCGUCAGAACAAACCGUCACCAGCAUCAUCAGGAACGCCGUGGAGAUCGAGCAGGAGUUCUUGACGGAGGCUCUGCCCGUGAAGCUGAUCGGGAUGAACUGCGAUCUGAUGAAGCAAUACAUCGAGUUUGUGGCCGACAGACUGAUGCUGGAGCUCGGAUUCAGCAAGAUCUACCGGGUGGAGAACCCCUUUGACUUCAUGGAGAACAUCUCUCUGGAGGGGAAGACAAACUUCUUUGAGAAGCGUGUGGGCGAGUACCAGAGGAUGGGUGUGAUGUCGGGCUCCACAGACAACACCUUCAGGCUGGACGCAGACUUCUAGGGGACCCUUGUGUUUUGGACUUGGUACGAGCAGCUGACGGGGAAACAUGAACUCUGUAGACUCUAACGGUUCGGGGUCUCUCCUUGCACUGCCUCUUUAUCUUGAUAACUGCUGAGUCAUAUAUGAUGUACAUAGAAGAGUUACUCAGCAGUUAACCUGAUGACCUGAACUGAUGUUUUUUAUUUUGUUAUACACUAACUAGAGUUUUUU
This is a messenger RNA of Notolabrus celidotus (New Zealand spotty), 1531 nucleotides long. RefSeq names its product ribonucleoside-diphosphate reductase subunit M2. Gene Ontology annotation, cellular component: cytosol. The coding region runs from base 173 to 1321 and encodes 382 amino acids. Gene Ontology annotation, biological process: deoxyribonucleotide biosynthetic process. NCBI's taxonomy places the organism in Eukaryota, Metazoa, Chordata, Actinopteri, Labriformes, Labridae. Gene Ontology annotation, molecular function: ribonucleoside-diphosphate reductase activity, thioredoxin disulfide as acceptor. The transcript has 10 exons. The record is from RefSeq and is a predicted model, not a curated record.